This is a messenger RNA of Toxotes jaculatrix (banded archerfish), 1032 nucleotides long. It is a transcript of the gene gpr12, whose product is annotated as G protein-coupled receptor 12. Gene Ontology annotation, biological process: G protein-coupled receptor signaling pathway. The record is from RefSeq and is a predicted model, not a curated record. NCBI's taxonomy places the organism in Eukaryota, Metazoa, Chordata, Actinopteri, Toxotidae. Gene Ontology annotation, molecular function: G protein-coupled receptor activity. Bases 4 to 1032 code for a protein of 342 amino acids. The transcript has a single exon. Gene Ontology annotation, cellular component: membrane.
ACAAUGAGUGAAGAGCCACCGGUCACCCCCAGCUGGCUGACCCCUGACCCCACAGCAUGGGCCAGUGGAGGCGGGGGACCGAUGGACAACAGCACCAGCCUGGGGACGUUUCCACCUGAAGACUCCCUCCCACCCAGCCAGCUGCCCCUGCUGGUCAACCCUUGGGACAUUGUGCUGUGCUCAUCUGGGACUCUGAUAGCCUGUGAGAAUGCCCUGGUGGUGCUGGUGAUCUGGCAGAACCCGGCGCUCAGAGCCCCCAUGUUCCUGCUGAUCGGGAGCCUGGCGCUGGCUGACCUUCUGGCCGGCCUGGGCCUGGUGCUUCACUUCACCUGUGCCUACUUGCUGCGCUCCGACUCGGCCCAGCUGCUGACCGUGGGCCUAGUGGUGGCAUCCUUUUCCGCCUCCGUCUUCAGCCUGCUGGCAAUCACUAUCGACCGCUACCUGUCGCUGUACUACGCCCUCACGUACAACUCGGAGCGGACGGCGGCCUUCACCUACACCAUGCUCGUUCUGCUGUGGGGCCUCUCCCUGUGUCUGGGCCUGCUGCCGGUCACAGGGGUCAACUGCCUGGCAGAGGAGGCUACGUGCAGUGUGGUGCGGCCGCUGACGAAGAACAACAUUGCUGUGCUCUCCGUCUCCUUCCUGCUGCUCUUCGGCCUCAUGCUGCAACUCUACGUCCAGAUCUGCAAGAUUGUGAUGCGCCACGCUCAUCAGAUCGCCCUCCAGCACCACUUCCUGGCUGCCACACCCCACUACGUCACAACACGGAAGGGCGUGUCGACGCUGGCCAUCAUCCUGGGUACCUUUGCUGCCUGCUGGAUGCCAUUCACUGUCUACUCCCUUAUUGCUGACUACACCUACCCUCCACUCUACACCUACGCCACGCUGGUGCCUGCCACCUAUAACUCCGUCAUCAACCCGGUCAUCUAUGCCUUCAGGAACCAGGAGAUCCAGAAGGCGCUGUGGCUGGUGUGCUGUGGCUGUGUGCCUGCCAGCGUGGCCCAGCGUGCAAGGACCCCUAGUGACGUCUGA